AUGCGACACUUGUUGCGGUGUUUGCCAGUUCAACUUUCGCCCAAGUUUUGCCUAAAUGCGAUCCUGUUGAAGGAUUCUUGCACCACCGUCACUGGCCUGGCUCAGUCUGCCUACUCGGUCGACUUUACAAAGGGGUCUGACUUGAAUAACUGGCGCAUUGUCAGCGGCAAUGUCUCAUACACCUCUGCUGGUGCCGAGUUUACUAUCAAUAAGCAGGGUGACGGACCCGGCCUUGAAACGCCCUGGUUCUUUUUGUUCGGUCGUUUGGAAGUGAAACUGAAGGCGGCUUCUGGCGUUGGAAUUGCGUCCACAGUAACUCUUGAGUCCGACGAUUUCGACGAGGUUACCUGGGAAUGGCUUGGUGGCAAGACCUCAGAGGUUUUGACUAGCUACUCCGCGAACAAGGAUGCCAACGCAGCUCACUCCGUCUCCGCACCCCAGAGCACGUCCCACACUUAUGCUAUCGAUUGGUCCAAGGAGGCUAUUUCGUGGUUCAUUGACGGCGCGCUUAUCCGCACCGUUAAUGCUGCAGACGUUUCCCGGGGAGGGAGCUUCCCGCAGACGCCGAUGAGGGUGAGCCUUGAUAUCUGGGCCCCCGGUGACCCGAGGAACAGUCAGGGAAGCAUUGACUUCGCUGGCGGCGUCGUAGACUACAAAAAGGGGCCAUUUACGUUCACGGUCGAGUCUGUGUCGGUUACCAACGCAAACCCGGCGGCCUCGUAUACGUACGGUGAUCAAUAG
This is a messenger RNA of Colletotrichum truncatum, 741 nucleotides long. RefSeq names its product extracellular cell wall glucanase crf1 allergen asp f9. Gene Ontology annotation, biological process: carbohydrate metabolic process; fungal-type cell wall organization. Gene Ontology annotation, molecular function: glycosyltransferase activity; hydrolase activity, hydrolyzing O-glycosyl compounds. The record is from RefSeq and is a predicted model, not a curated record. Gene Ontology annotation, cellular component: fungal-type cell wall. Lineage: Eukaryota; Fungi; Ascomycota; Sordariomycetes; Glomerellales; Glomerellaceae.